AUGCAAGAAAAGAACGUGAUAGCCGAAAGAUGUAACGAUAUUAUAAAGUCCCCAGAAGAUAAACGAUUGUACCGAGGUCUCGAACUUAGCAACGGAUUAAGAAUGCUCCUCAUUUCCGAUGAGAAGGCGGAUAAAAGUGCUGCUUCUAUGGAUGUUUCUGUUGGUCAUCUAAUGGACCCGUGGGAGUUACCCGGUUUAGCUCAUUUUUGUGAACAUAUGUUAUUUCUGGGUACUGAUAAGUUUCCUUGUGAGAACGAGUAUAACAAAUAUAUAACUUCGCAUGGUGGUGCUACCAAUGCAUUCACUGCUCCGGACCAUACAAAUUAUCAUUUUGAUAUCGCUCCUGAAUUUUUGCGGGGAGCGCUUGAUCGCUUUGUACAGUUUUUUUUGUGUCCGCAGUUUACAGAAAGCGCUACAGAAAGGGAGGUUUGUGCCGUGGAUUCUGAAAAUUCAAAUAAUCUACAAAACGACAGUUGGAGGAUUAUUCAGUCGCUUUCAAAAGCUGGACACGAUUAUGGCAAGUUUGGUACCGGUAGUAAGAAGACUCUACUUGAAGACGCACGAGAAAAGAAUAUCGAGCCUCGUGAAGCUCUGCUGAAAUUCCAUACGGACCAUUACUCAUCUGAUCUUAUGUCUUGCUGUAUAAUUGGCAGUGAAACACUUAACGAAUUGGAGGACAUGGUUGUAUCUCUUGGUUUUGGUAAAAUAACGAGAAAGAACCUGAAAAGAAAGACGUGGCUGGAUAGUCCUUAUGGGAAAGAUCAGUUGGGGGUUAAAAUAGAACUUGUUCCUGUGAAGGAUUUGAGGCAUAUGACUUUAGAUUUCCCUAUUCCGGAUUAUCGGGAACACUACAGGACGCGGCCGACUCAUUACGUUGCUCAUUUAAUCGGACAUGAAGGUCCUGGGUCGUUGCUUUCGGAACUGAAGCGUCGAGGUUGGGUAAGCAAUUUAUCUGCUGGGGAUCGGUGCUUGGCGAGGGGUUUCGGUAAUUUCACCAUCUCAGUCGAUUUGAGUGAAGAAGGGCUGAAACAUACGGACGACAUUAUCACAGUCAUCUUUCAAGAAAUAGGUAUGAUCAAAUCGGCAGGUCCUUUGAAGUGGAUACAAGAUGAAUUGAAAAAACUUGGUGACAUCAAAUUCCGUUUUAAGGCAGGGUUGGCCUCUGACUUGCAGCUUUUUCCUAUGAAAGAUGUUAUUUACUCCGAUUAUAGGUUGGAUCAGUUUGAUGAAGCUUUGAUAGAAGAUAUUAUUAAUCGACUAAAUCCCGACAACAUGUGUUGUAUGGUAGUUAGUCAGAAAUUUGCUAACAGACCCGAAAAUGUAAAAGAGAAAUGGUAUGGUACAGAAUACCAGAGACUUCCCAUUGAUAAGUCACUAAUGGAUACUUGGCGACAUGCGCUCACUACCAAAUUAAAUGCACUUCAUCUGCCUUUGCCUAACGACUAUAUAGCGACUAAAUUUGAUCUAAAGGAGUUGGAGGAUCCAGCUGUUAAAGUUCCUCGUAUUAUUUUGGAAGACUCAUGGGCCCGUGUCUGGUUUAUGCAGGACAAUGAGUACAAAUUACCAAAAUGUUUCACCCAAUUAAUUAUACAUUCUCCUAUUAUGUCUGCGACUCCAAUGAAUAGUUUCUUGAGUGCCAUGUUUAUCAUGACUUUGCAGGAUGCCUUGGCUGAAGAUACUUAUAAUCCAUACUUAGCCGGGCUGUGUAGUGCAUUCCAUGAUAAAUAUACUGGUAUAAGCUUGAGAGUAACUGGAUAUGAUGAGAAGCAACGGUUGCUCGUUAAAGAUCUUAUUAAUAAACUUAUCAAAUUUGAACCUGACCAACAAAGGUACGAUAUUCUAAAGGAAAAUUUGUGUAGAGCGUUAAGAUGUUUUCGGCAGGUACAACCUUACACACAGGCUAAAUAUUACAGCUGCCUUCUCUUAAGUAGCCUCGAGUGGACCAAAGAACAGUUGCUUGCUUGUGCGGAAGUAUGUGAAGUGGAUAGGCUAAGAAAUUACAUUGCGAGUGCUCUUCAGGCUGUUUAUCUGGAAAUGUUUGUCUACGGUAACAUGGUUGUAAAGGAGGUUUUGGAAAUGAAGGAUGAUGUUGUGCAAAUCCUGAAAUCUGUUCCUGGUGUUCGUCCGCUGUUCGCUUCCGAGAUUGUAAAAUGUAGAACGCAUGUCAUUCCAUCUGGACCUGGCUUCUACCUGAAGGAGUCGCAGACUACUCAUGAAAACUCUGCAGUUGAAUUCAUUAUGCAAACUGGAGUACAGAACCCAAAAGAGAAUGUGUUACUACAAUUGAUCGUUCAGUUAAUCAGUGAACCUGCUUUUAACCAAUUACGUACAAAUGAACAAUUAGGAUAUAUCGUUCAUACGAAUGUUUUUUGUAAUUUUGGUGUGCAAGCUUUGCGAAUGAUUGUUCAAGGUGGCCAUGAUCCAGAAUUUGUGAAUGAACGAAUAGAGUGUUUUCUUUCAACGUUUAGGCAAAAGUUGGAGGAAAUGCCUGAGGAGCAGUUCAGAGAAAAUAUUGAAUCGCUCGCUGCAAAAAGGUUAGAAAAGCCAAAAACUUUGAAAGCAAAAGCAGGGAGAUAUUGGGAGGAGAUUGCGAGCGGGUUUUACCAUUUUGAUAGAGUUGAGAUGGAGGUUCCACUUUUACGAGCCCUCACAAAGGAAGAUGUUAUCGUUUACUUUGACAAACAUUUUGCCGCUAAAUCGCCACAUAGACGGAAAUUAUGCACUAUGGUUUAUGCUGACAAGGCCAGUGACGUAGAGAAAGGCAUUAAAAGAAGAAGUAAAAGAGCUGUGGAAGGACAGGAGUGCACGCUUAUUCAAGAUGCGGAACUGUUCAAAACCAGCAUGGCCUUGUAUCCGCUGCCGCAGCCAGUUAUUGACAUAUCUCCUUUAGCUUCAAAAAAUGAAAGAAAGAAUUAA
This is a messenger RNA of Enterobius vermicularis (human pinworm), 2916 nucleotides long. The record is from the annotation of a GenBank genome assembly. Lineage: Eukaryota; Metazoa; Nematoda; Chromadorea; Rhabditida; Oxyuridae.